Lasiodiplodia theobromae is the source of this 1749-nucleotide messenger RNA. RefSeq names its product Delta-1-pyrroline-5-carboxylate dehydrogenase. The transcript is spliced from 4 exons. Gene Ontology annotation, cellular component: mitochondrial matrix. Lineage: Eukaryota; Fungi; Ascomycota; Dothideomycetes; Botryosphaeriales; Botryosphaeriaceae. Gene Ontology annotation, molecular function: L-glutamate gamma-semialdehyde dehydrogenase (NAD+) activity. The record is from RefSeq and is a predicted model, not a curated record. Bases 1 to 1749 code for a protein of 582 amino acids.
AUGGCUGUAUCCUGGAAGCUCGCAUCCAAUUCUGUUCGGCCGUCGCCGGCAUUGCUGAGGCCUUCGCGCGCCAUUCCCACCGGGAUCCGUCUUCAACAACGGACCAAGGCAACCGCUCCAUUCAGAUUACCCGACCCUCGCAAUGAGCCCAAUCCUGCCUAUACGAGGGGCUCGCCCGAGCGGUUGAAGGUGGAAGAGGCAUUGACAAAGCUCCGGUCGCAGCUGCCAGUGCAAAGCGACAUUUACUACAACGGCAAAUCGCAACAAUCAUCGAAAUCUUGGGACCAGGUCCUGCCAUCCGAACACGCCACCACCUUCACCAACUAUCCUCUAGCGUCUCGAGAGCAAGUCUCAGCUGCCAUUGAGUCUGCGCUCAAGGCGAAGAAGGAUUGGGAAGAGACACCGUUCGUCGACAAGGCCGCCAUCUUCCAGAAGGCAGCCGAGUUGGUCACGGGAAAGUACAGAUAUGAGCUCAUUGCAGCCACGAUGCUUGGCCAGGGCAAGAACAUCUGGCAGGGUGAAAUUGACGCCGCCGCCGAGUUGGCAGAUUUCUUCCGUCUGAACUGCAACUACGCCGCUGAGUUGCUCGAGAGGCAGCCCACCCGCGGAACCAAUGGCAUGUGGAGCCGCAUGGAGUACAGGCCUCUGGAGGGUUUCGUUUACGCUGUCUCGCCAUUCAACUUCACCGCACUCGGUGGUAGCUUAGUGUCUGGCCCUGCGCUGAUGGGCAACGUGGUCCUGUGGAAGCCCUCGCAGUACAACAUCUAUGCUAGCACCAUCGUGUACAAGAUCUUGCUCGAGGCUGGCCUGCCACCGGAUGUUGUCCAAUUCGUACCCGGCGAUGCCGAAGAAGUCACGGACGUCGCCCUCUCCCACAAGGACUUCGCCGGCCUGAACUUCAUCGGCUCCUCGGACGUGUUCCGGUCCAUCUAUGCUCGCAUUGGCGAGGGCAUCGGCAAGAAGACGUACCGCGAGUUCCCCCGCGUUGUCGGCGAGACGAGCGGCAAGAACUUCCACCUCCUCCACAACACCGCCGACGUACCCAGCGCCGUGAACCACACCAUCCGCGGCGCCUUCGAGUACCAGGGCCAGAAGUGCUCGGCCACCUCUCGCGUCUACGUUCCCCAGUCCCGCUCGGAAGAGUUCCUGUCGCUCCUCAAGAAGGGCAUCAACGAGAUUACUAUCGGCAGCCCGGACAAGGACCUCGAGGCCUUCAUGGGUCCCGUCAUCCACAAGCGUUCCUUCGACAAGAUCAAGUCCAUCAUCGAUGAGAGCAACAAGGACAAGGACCUGAAGCUGAUCACCGGCGGCACCUACGACGAGUCGGUCGGCUACUACGUCAACCCCACCGUCUACCAGGCCAAGUCUCCAGACCACAAACUAUUCAACGAAGAAAUUUUCGGCCCCGUGCUGGCUGUCUACGUCUACCCGGAUGCCGAGUGGACCAACAUACUCCAGAGCGUCGAUCAGAACGGCGGCGGCCUCGCCCUGACUGGCGCCGUGUUCGCCCAGAACCGUAGUGUCAUUCGCCAGGCCGAAGACGCGCUCCGCUACUCUGCCGGUAACUUCUACAUCAACUGCAAGACGACUGCGGCGCUGAUCGGCCAGCAAUCCUUCGGUGGUGCUCGGUCUAGUGGUACUAACGACAAGGCGGGCAGCUCUGACAUCCUGCGCCGCUUCACUAGUCCUCGAAUGAUCAAGGAGGAGUUCUUCCCGCAGACUACGUUCAAGUACCCCAGCAACCACUAG